AAUAGGCGGGGCUGGCCAGUUUCUUGCGUGCGCGGCUUCUCAGUAGUUGAAUUGACUGUCCCAGUGAUGCAAGGUACCACAUCGUGCCAGGCUGCUGAAACCGAUGAAGGAGGUACGUGUGUCUUGUAGCCUGAAGCACCAGUAUAUCAGUACUGGUCCAAUUUAUUAUAUGUCUGGGAACGAUGGCGGCGGAAUGCAGCCAGGAGGCUGUUUUGGAGUUUUUGAUAGAAAGAGGUGGGCGAGUGAGAAACGUGGAUUUAAUAGAGAGAUUCAAACCCUUCUUGACUGGCGAUCCUGCGCGGCGAGCGGAGGCUAGAGAGCGGUUCAAGGAUCUCGUGGACGAAGUGGGUUUUGUGAAGAUGGACAAUGAGGUUCGUUAUGUCUGCCUCAAGAAAAAAUACAUGGCUACUUUCCUAGCCCGCUCCAAGUCUUGUUUAGCUAACGGUACACUAGAAGAAGACAAAACGGGCAUUCAGGCAGCAGUUACGACCGGAGAGGCGGCUAAGGGGCCGCGAUCAAGAACUGCAAGCCCGGCCGGAGAGAACAACUGCGGUGAAGCCAGUUCGGCUGCUUCAAGUCGAUUUAAAAAUGCCGCAAUUGGUGAUGCAAAACCAGAGGCUGUGUUACCUGUGUCAGAUUACGGAACUAUGAGAAAGGAAGUUUUGACAACACCGCGUACACCUCUGGAAUUACGAGAAUCCUCGCUUUCUGAGGUGCGAGCAGAAGGGAGCGAAGAAAGUGUGUUGGGCAGGAGGACGGCGAUUCAAAUGGGCAAUACUUCUCCAGCUGUUGUUGCCGCUUCUACUCCUGAUGGAUCAGGGGGCACACCUAAGGCAAAGUUCCAACCACUGGAAAAGUCAGGAGAAAAACAACCGAUUAGCAGCGGCCAGGACAGGGAUGAAGGCAUACACUCGGGGAACAAUACCCGACGCACACUCUCUGUUGAGCCUAAAGAGAACACGCACCAGACUGUGUCCACCGAUCUCUACGAAAUGAGACCUACUUCGACCGAUUUGCCUACAGAAAUCUCAAAGUUGGAAUCGCCUGUUCCCGAAACAUGGAAUACCUCUAGUCCGUUGACUGAAGAGCUGACUGAAUUUCACAGCCCUCCCCUGGAUAACACAGCUGCGACAGAUGACACAGGCACCUGCAAGGAGGGCGGACAGGGCGACAACACUCAAAGCCAGGACUGUUCAGUACGGAGAUCUGUUAUUCCCAAGAGGAGACAGCCCUCGAGGAAAAGUGUCAAACGCGAACAGUUGCCUGAUAGAGAGUCGCGGGACAUAAUAGUAGGUGAGACAUCCCCUGAUGCAAUGAGCAUCACCCCAAUGCACAGCCGGAAAAGUUUGAAAAUGAUCUCCAACUCCCCACAGCUGAUGAACAGACGCAGCUUCCAGCAUUCUGGAAGAUGCAAAGACUCUUGGAAAAAUGAAAAUGAUUCGGCGUCAUUGCUGUCGUCCACGGACGAAGAGAGCGGCUUUGUGUCCCUUGACCCUUUGGAGCACGAGUGGAUGAUGUGCGCCUCAGACGGACAGUGGGAGGACCUCAAUCGGCUGCUCUGCUGCGAGCCCACCUUAGUUCUUAAACGAGAUUUUGUGACCGGUUUUACUUGCUUACACUGGGCAGCCAAGCAAGGUAAGCAAGAGCUAAUCGCCCUGUUGGUGAACUUCGCCAAGCAGCACGAUGUACUAUUAAACAUUAAUGCCCGCUCCAGCGCUGGGUACACGCCUUUGCAUCUGGCUGUCAUGCAUAAUCACACGGAGGUGAUCAAACUGCUGGUGGGUGCCUACGACGCCGACGUGGAUAUCCGGGACUACAGUGGCAAGAAAGCCUGGCAGUAUCUAAGAGAUAACGUGCCCGAAGAUAUUCGCGAUAUUGCCGGUGCCACCCGCAACGCAGAUCCUCAUGCACCCGGCAACGGGGCGGGCCGCUGGAGGUUCUCGAGAGUCCUUUCAGCCAACUUAAUGCCUUACAAGCUAAUGCACGUCCCAGAAGAGGACACGUAUGACAGCGAAAUGUCAGGCAAAUCCAAGAUGAUCCAUCGUAAAUCGACGUCAGUGGGCAGCACCAGGAUCAGACCCCGACUGAACAGAAUUCGAUUUAAGACGCAAAUUGUUCAUAGCACUUCAUUUCGAGAGUCGGAGGAUGAGGACAGGUCUGUGAGGAGCCCCACCAAAUCCAGACCAAAGUCUACCCUUUUUGGUUGAAAACCGGUAGUUACCGAAGGUGUUUUUACUAAAGUAGCAGCUACAUUUCGCAAAUGGGGAAGGGACAAUUUCCGACCUCCCCCCAGGGUUCAAAAUGAAAUGUGCCAACUUUUGCAGAGCGAAGCUGACUAACCAGUACUGCUACAAUAGGUGUGACGGAACGUCUCCCACCUUUUUAAUUGUGGAAAAUGUAUGGAAUUUCAUGGAACUGGAUGAAUCGAACACACUUCCAAGUGGGCUGGUAACCACAGGAACGUGAAGUGAGCACUUUUCUCAUUUUUAGUUUUGUGAAUUUUAGUUUACUAUGUAACAUAACUAAUGCUGUACGUUUAUAAUUCUAAUCUUUUAAGGAUGAAUACGGAUUUGGUAAUGGUGUUUAUUGUACAUGGGGAUUCCUAGUUUCAAAUGGAAAAAGACCUUUUUGUAAUAUUUAGAGAAAGCUUGCCAUACGUUGAUGUUUUGUGGCAGAUAACAAAUGUGCAUUUGGUGUUUUUAAUGUUUACUAUAUUCUUUUGUAAACCUUUCUUACAUUAAUUAUGGUGUACAGUGCGUUUUUUAUGUGUUACUCUUUGUGGAGUUAACGUUUACAUGAAUUGUUUAAUCUGUAUGUAUGCAGGGCCUGGAUGCCCAGUGUCUUUUUUUUUAACAUUUAUUUUUGUGUCUUAGUUAUCUCACAGAGUAAUUAUGCCCUCACAUGAUUCAAUUUGUAUUAAACUUACAUGAGAAAACUAGCUUUGUUAAAGGUUUUGUACAAAAUAAAAGGACUUGUUAGUGUUGUACACUAUUCUAACUA
Molecule: messenger RNA, 3000 nt
Organism: Polypterus senegalus (gray bichir)
Lineage: Eukaryota; Metazoa; Chordata; Cladistia; Polypteriformes; Polypteridae
Product: ankyrin repeat domain-containing protein SOWAHC-like
Exons: 2
Coding region: 183-2207 (674 amino acids)
Molecular function (GO): protein binding
Source: RefSeq, a predicted model, not a curated record